This is a messenger RNA of Carcharodon carcharias (great white shark), 2194 nucleotides long. Its product is annotated as keratin, type II cytoskeletal 8-like. The record is from RefSeq and is a predicted model, not a curated record. Gene Ontology annotation, cellular component: keratin filament. Lineage: Eukaryota; Metazoa; Chordata; Chondrichthyes; Lamniformes; Lamnidae. The coding region runs from base 67 to 1539 and encodes 490 amino acids. The transcript is spliced from 9 exons.
UGGGAGCGCCCUCAGUCCCAGCAGCCGUUCAGUUUCGGACUCCGGGUUCUCUCAAACAACCUCAACAUGUCUCGUUCGAGUUUCUCCUACAGGUCCUCAAGCGGCAGCGUCAGAGGAUUGGGCGGAAUAGGAGGCAGAUUAUCCUCCGCACGGAUUGUGGGCAGCAGCGGGACUGCCUUCCCCAUACAGGGGAGAGCACAGAGUUUGAUCCUAAGUCAAUCACGGAGAAUAGCGGCACCGCUCCACAGGAGCUCAGGUUAUGGGGGGAGUUCGGGGUUUAGCAGCGGCUUCUCGGGGGCGCUGAUCCAGAAAUCCACUAACAUUGACCUCAGCAGCCCUCUCCCUCAAAAUGACACCAGCCUGCAGAGUGUCCGCUUGGAGGAGAGCAGACAGAUCAAGGGGCUCAACAACCAGUUUGUCAAAUUCAUUGACCAGGUUCGUUACCUGGAACAGAUCAAUAAGAAACUGGAGGUCAAACUGAAUCUCCUGAAAGAACAAGGAGAAUACAAAUCCAACAUCGACAGCAUGUUCCAGACUUACAUCGACAACCUGAAAAGACAACUGGAAACACUGGGGCAGGAGAAACUCAGGUUCGAGGCCGAUCUUGUCCAAAUGCAAGGUCUGGUUGAAGACUUCAAGGGCAAAUACGAAGAUGAAAUUAACAAGCGCACGGAAAUGGAGAAUGAGUUUGUCCUGGUCAAGAAGGACGUGGAUGACUCCUACAUGAGCAAAGUAGAGCUGGAAGCUAAACUGGAAAGCCUCACCGAUGAAAUCGACUUCCUCCGAUCAAUCUUUGAAGAGGAAAUCCGUGAGCUGCAGGCACAGAUUCAGAACACAUCUGUCAGCGUGCAACUGGACAGUGGACCCAAACUGGACAUCGAACAACUCAUUACUGAAGCCAAAAUUCAGUAUGAAAACAUGGCCAAUCAGAGCCGUAAAGAAGCGGAGAUUUGGAAACAGACUAAGAUGCAGGAACUGAGCAUGUCGUCUGGACAAUACGGGGAUGAGCUCCGUGUGACCAAGGAUGAGGUUAAACAGAUGAAUCAGCGUAUCCGUGCACUGAAUAAUGAUAUUGAGAGCCUGAGAAACGAGCGUCUCAAACUGGAGGCUUUAAUCAAAGAAGCCGAGGAACGCGGCGAGCUGUCACUCAGAGGUGCAAAGGAUAGGAUUGAAGACCUGAAAACUGCCCUCUCCAAUGCACAACAACAGCUGAUGAAACAAGUCCAGGAAUAUGAGGCGCUGCUGCAAGUCAAGUUAUAUCUGGAUGUUGAAAUUUCCACCUACAAGUCUCUGCUGGAGGGAGAGGAGGAAAGGAUGAUAAGUGGGGUAAGAACUCUUAACAUCCAGCAAGUACAGAGCCAAGGUUAUGUUUCGGGGUCUAAUGCCAUCAGUUAUGGAAUGCCUUCAAGUUUUGAAACCUCUCAUUUCGGUUCAGCAAUCUCGACAACUGGCUCUAAAAGCACAAAACGUCUGCUUGUGAGGGAAACUGAGCAGGUAGAUGGAAUUACAGUGUCUUCAACUACAACACCAUUGAUCUAAUGGAUAGAAAGGCUUGUCCACUCUCUGUUUAUGGCCUCCAGACAAAUCAAUUUUCAUCCUACAUCUACGUCUGAGAGUUCAGUUCUAGUUUUGCAUAUUUGGGGAGCCUUCCUUUUGUACUAACACUGGUGAAUCAGCAAAUCCACAGUCGUUUAAGUCUUAAGGGAGUUGUUGGGUAAGAACUUGUCCCAGUCUGUCGACAUUCAGAAAAAUUACUCAUCAGUCUGCCUCAUACAUGCAGCAUGGGUGUCAUAUUAAUUAAUUCUCCUUGUGACUGCCAUGUGAUCCCAGUAGCACUGCAUCUGAUUAUUUGUUAGUGACUUCACCAUUUGGCUGGUAGUAUAAAUUUGACAUCACCAAAAAUCUGGUGGGCAGACAUAUUUUGGGAUUAAUUAGUGUGAAUACUCAGUAUCUCCUUGACGUUCUGUGACUUUGUUCUGGAAAUAUAGAUAUCUAGCUCCUUAAAGGUUAUUUUGGGCUUACAGGAAAACUACCUAAGAUACUUUACUUUAAUUGUUGGGCUCUUUAGAAUAGGAAAUGAUCCAAUGUUUUCUGUAUGGAUCUGUUUCACAUUCUAUAUCUUCUUGUACUAAAGAAUUAUCUUUUCAUCACAUUCUAUGAAAUAUUGAAUAAAUAUGUCUUUUGCAAUUCCAAA